Messenger RNA from Cantharellus anzutake, 1659 nucleotides. RefSeq names its product mitochondrial matrix Mmp37-domain-containing protein. Gene Ontology annotation, cellular component: mitochondrion. Gene Ontology annotation, molecular function: phosphatidate cytidylyltransferase activity. NCBI's taxonomy places the organism in Eukaryota, Fungi, Basidiomycota, Agaricomycetes, Cantharellales, Hydnaceae. The record is from RefSeq and is a predicted model, not a curated record. The transcript is spliced from 6 exons. The coding region runs from base 46 to 1308 and encodes 420 amino acids. Gene Ontology annotation, biological process: cardiolipin biosynthetic process; CDP-diacylglycerol biosynthetic process.
GCACGUGAUCAGGUUCGGCAAACCCGCUGGACUUUCCAACGUAUCAUGAUGUUACAGUCCGCCCGACGUCGCUCUCUUCUUUUUACUCGUUCCAUCUCCCGUCCCUUGUCAACAGAAACUAAUCCUCCAUCACCUUCACUUUCCAAUGUCCCCCCUCCGUUGCCUUCUAAUCGGUCACGCGUUCGCUUCUCGCCUGCGCCGAGGCCACCACAGCCGUCUUCGUAUUCUCCCAGAGUGCAAAUAAGCCUCCCUUACCUUCUGCCUCCAAACUUCGGGCGGAAUCAAGUCUUGAGUGUUCCGGAUUCUACAAGAGCACUUUUAGAGGAAAUUACGCGGAGCUUUGAUGCACCAAUACGUUAUGCAUUCGCUUAUGGUAGUGGUGUGUUCGCGCAGAAGGGAUACUCAAAGGCAGAUGCGUCGCCCCCGCUCCUUGACUUUAUAUUUGCGGUUAAUCACCCAUCCCAUUGGCACUCGAUCAAUAUCCACCAGAAUCCAUCACAUUAUCCCUUGCAUGCACGGUUCUUGGGUUCCUCCUUUAUCGCCCAGUUCCAGGGAAUAGAACCAGGGAUAUGGUUCAAUGCCUAUGUUCCGAUGAAUGGAGUGAUGAUCAAGUAUGGAGUGACGACGAUAGACAAUUUGUGCUCUGACCUCAUCAACUGGAACACCCUUUACCUUUCGGGGCGAAUGCAUAAGCCUAUUCGCAUCAUUAAGGAUGAUACUCGAGUCCGGCUCACUCAACAAGUGAACCUAGUCUCUGCCCUGCGCACUGCCCUUCUUACCCUUCCGGAGUCAUUUGAAGAGGACUUGCUCUUUGAGAAAAUGGCCGCGUUUAGCUAUGGAGGUGACUUUCGGAUGAGAUUUGGAGGCGAGAACCCGAGGAAAGUGCAAAAUAUUGUCAGCGCACAAAGAGCCCAGUUUAAGGAGCUGUAUUGGCGGUUGGCUCGUGGGCUACCAGAUGUACAUUGGAGUCAAACUUCAACUAUUAUCAACCAAGAUAUGUUUCCUCGUGCACGCUCAGCACUUGUGCGAAAACUCCCCUCAAAUCUGCUCCAUCGCCUUGAAACACAGUAUUCGCGCAAAUAUCCCGUUCCUUCACCGGACGCUGACUCUUCGGCAUUCUGGUUAUCAGUCGGUGGUGAUAAGACUCUCAGCAGCGUCAUCGAGCAAGAACUUAGGGAGAUUGUUAGAGGUCCGGCAACAGUCCAAAGUCUUAAAGGUUUAGUCACGACAGGUCUCAACAAAAGCAUUCGUUACAGUGCCGCGAAGGUCGGCAAAUGGUGGUCAUCUCGCAACUCAUCGGAGUCAUAGAUCGUUCCGGUAGCAUCAAACUAUGCAGUCACAUUACAUUCGUUCAAGUAAUCCCAGUUCACCUAGAGCGGAUCAAGCAGGAAGCAGGACUAUUGUAUCUUCAUGCCAUUAAAACAGAUGGAGACUAAUGUGUUCUAAUAUACAUGGACAACGCGAGCAAUGUGCAUAUUACAAUGCGUUCUGACCUAAUAAAUCUUGGAGUUGACGUCGUCGUACAAUGAUGUAAAGAACUAGAUAAUGAGUUGUAAAAUAUCAGGAACAGAAAAAUGAGGCGGAGCUUGGCUAGGUGCUGGCAGGAGGAGAAAAUCGUAGAGGUUUAUGCUUCCGAGUCGCACCAAUCUGUUGAAUCUC